Molecule: messenger RNA, 3086 nt
Organism: Paramecium sonneborni
Lineage: Eukaryota; Ciliophora; Oligohymenophorea; Peniculida; Parameciidae
Source: the annotation of a GenBank genome assembly
AUGGGAGAAGAAGAUAUUCAUUCCGAAGGAGAAAAUGCUAUCCAUUAAGAUUCUUUGUUUAGAGAUGAAGAGAAGAUGGAAGAAUCUGCUAAUGUUGCAUACUUACUUACUUUAGGAAUUCUUCUCGGACUCAUUUUAAGAGAAGUCAAUAAAAAGACUAAGUAUACUAGAUUAUCAUAUAGGUUUCCUUAUUCUCCUAUGGUAUUAACUUGUGGAUUAUUAAUUGGUUUACUAUAAAGUUCCCUUGGAUAUUUAGGUGAAAGUGCAAGUAUUUUAAGUCAUAUGCACCCACAUCUAAUUGUAUUUGUUUUUAUUCCUGUUUUGCUUUUUGAAUCUGCAUUUAAUUGUGAUUGGUAUGUAUUCAAAUACUAGAUGAUCAACAUCUUACUUUUAGCAGGACCAGGUGUUGGUUGGGUAUCAAUCUAUUUUAUUUUAGGGUGCCAUACUCUUAGGAAUUGUAUUCAAAUUAUUCCUAUUUUAUAGCGAUGAAGAUAUGAAUUGGUAUUAGGCAUUUACUUUAGGUUCAGUUCUCUCAGCUACUGAUCCUGUAGCUGUUGUAGCAUUGUUAAAAGAAUUAGGAGCUAGUGCUGCUUUCAAUCAUCUUAUUGAAGGUGAAGCAUUACUCAAUGAUGGAGUAGCUAUGGUCUUUUUUAUCUUCUUUAAUAAAUUAUCUAAAGCAGCUGCAGGUAUUGGUGGUGGAGUAACUUUUGGAGGAGUUCUAUUAAAUUUCUUUAGAAAUUCUAUUGUUGGACCUGUUUUAGGAGUUAUUGUUGGCUUCUUUGGAGCUUUAUGGGCAAGAAGAAUUGUAGGAGAUGAUGUUGAAGUUGGAUGGCUAACUUUUGUAUUUACUUAUCUUACUUUCUAUUGGGCUGAAUUUUGUUUCUUCAAAACUAGUGGAUUAUUAGCAGUUGUUUCAUUAGGAUUAUUUUGGAGUGCCUUUGGUAAAACUAAAAUACGAUCUGAAAGUGAACAUGCUGUUCAUACUGUUUGGAGUUUUGUUUAAUAUGCUUGUGAUACUACAGUUUUCUUGCUUGUUGGUAUGAUUGUAGGUACGGAAGUUAUUGAAGAAAGAUAUAUAUACACGUCUGAUUAUUUCAGAAUGAUACUCUUUUACUUUUUUAUGAUCAUUUGUAGAUAUCUUAUGGUGAUUUCAUUUUGGCCUUUACUUAAAAAGUAUGGAUAUCCUAUUUCAUAACCUGAAUUGAUUGUAUUUGUUUAUGGUGGUUUAAGAGGUGCUUUAGGAUUGACAUUAUCAUUAAUGGUAGGAUGCGAUUCUGAUUUACCUCCAAGAUUUAGACAUUUAGCUGUUUUUUUUACUGCUGGAAUGGCAGCUUUAACAAAUUUAGUAAAUGGUACAACAUGCAAAGCUUUAGUAAAUUAUUUGAAUAUGAUUGAAAAUCCAGUAAUAAAAAAGAAAGUAUAUAAACGUUAUUUGACUGACAUGAUUGUGAAUUAAGAAGACACAAUAAAAGAGUUGUAAGAAGAUGAACAUUAUGUAAUGGCUGAUUGGAAUUAAGUGAAAUCAUUAGUGGGAUCUUAAGAAUACCUUCAGGAAGUGAUGAAUUUGGAGAAAGAGAUAAAAUAAAUUUAAGGAGGAAAUAUGAGCAGAAUAUCAUAUGAAGGAUUAACAGAUUCAGAAACAUUUGGAGAAGUUCGUUAUAGAGUUCUAACAAUUCUUAAAGGUCUUUAUUAUUCGAAAUUCGAGCAUGGAUAAUGUGAUGAAGAUUCAGUGAGAUUGCUUGUAGAAUCAAGUGAUGUUGCACUUGAUCAUACAAAUUCAAUUUUGAAUAUAUGGGAAUAAUUAUUCUAGAGUUUCACAAGUUUUAGUAGCAUUAAAUACUUUUUUAAAGCCAAAGAAUGGACGUUCUUAGGUGGAUAUGCUUAAUAAUAUAUAACAAAACAUUUAGGAUUUGUUUAUGAUGUAACUACAACAUUUAUUUCAUGCUCCUAAGAAGUGCUAACCUUAUAAUAACAUAUACCUAUGAAUAAGGCUGCAGUAAAAUUAAUAAUGGAUGAAUUAAGAGGAGAGAUUAAUAAAGCAGAAAUCUAUUUAGGUAGUUUGAAUGAUACUUUUCCUGAAGUAAUUAGAGCAAUACAAACAAAGAGAGCAUCACAUACAGUUCUGAUGCAUUAAAGAUAUCAUUUAGAAGAGAAUCAAAAAAAUGGAUUAGUAGAUGAUAAAGAAUUCAAUUCUCUUAAAGCUAAUAUUGAUUCUAGAUUAGUUGAACUUGAAAAUCAUUCAUUUGAUUGGUAAAUUCCAACUUUUGAUGCUUUUGCAAUGGAAUUUCCAAUUUUCACAGGAGUUCCUAAAGAAGAAUUGAAUACUAUUGUUAAAUCAACAUAUGAAAAAAGGUAUUAAUAAGAUGAAAUAAUAUAUGAGAAAGGCAUGACUUGUUAAAACAUUUAUAUAAUUUAAAAGGGUUCUGUUAAUGAUGAAGUUGGUUCACAUAUUUUGAAAAAAGGUUUAGGUUCUUUAUUAUCUUAUGCUAAUUUAAUUGGAGAUGGUAAAUGUAUGACUACAGCAAGAGCAGCAUCUGAAACUGUUCUACAUUCUUUGAAUUUAAAUGUGCUUAAAUCAUUAAUGUAGAAAUCUCAAGUAUUUGAAUAAAAAAUAUACAUUAAUGCUAUAGGUAAAUAUUCAAUUUAUUUAUUUAUUUAGAAUAUCUAAUAAAAUUGUUUGAAUCAUAAGCAGGCCCUUUAGCUUAAAUGGAAGUUAAAGGUUUGGGUUAGUUUUUGAGAUCUAAAACAUAAUUCAAAAAAUUUGAUGUUCAUUCUAAUGUAGAAUUUAUGUUUGGAGGUUACAUCAUCAAAGGUGAAAUUUAAAGUUGUAUCUCAGAUGAUGGUGAAGGAAUUGAAAGAUAUAGAGAUUAUUGGUAUUACUAUUGUGAAUUAAUUACAUUAGUUAUGUACCUCCUAGAGAAAAUGAUUUCACUGUCAAUAAGCAACUUAUUUGUUUAGUCUUUGAUGAUGCUAUUGAUAUAAUUAAAUAAGACAGAUUAGAAUAAUUUAAUUUAGAAAAUCAUGAAGAAAUUGUUUAGGAGAGAUUCUCAAGAAUUGAUAUCUAGCAUUAAUAAUAGGAAUUGUGA